Folsomia candida is the source of this 1180-nucleotide messenger RNA. RefSeq lists its product as uncharacterized. NCBI's taxonomy places the organism in Eukaryota, Metazoa, Arthropoda, Collembola, Entomobryomorpha, Isotomidae. The transcript is spliced from 3 exons. The record is from RefSeq and is a predicted model, not a curated record. The coding region runs from base 177 to 1154 and encodes 325 amino acids.
AACACGCAGGUCAGCUCAGUCCACCCGCGGAGUCAGUCAUCAUCUGUCGUGCAAAGAAACCAGAACACAAAUUGUGCUGCACAAUCUUGCCAGAUAUUCUCAAACUUUUGAUAAAAAUCGAAUCAAAUCAAGAAUUGUUUCGCAGUCGCGAGUUUCGAGGGAACUUCGGACUAACUAUGAAGGUCAGACGAACAACCAAUCUCUUUACGAGAGAUGUUGAAAUUCAACGAUACGACGGUUCCAUCGUCAAAGCAAUUGAACUUUUUGAAGGCCCUGACAACAAUGCUGCUGCGCCGUACAUCGUUUACCCGAACAACAACCAAACUGUGUCAUCAUCAUCGUCGGCGGCUUCUUCAAAGUCUUCUGAGGCACAGGAAUUCCUGUGCCAAAGCUGCACCAAGAAAUUCUCCUCGGCGUCAAUGCUCAAGCGUCAUGAAAUUAUUCACCAGGGGACUUUUAUUUGCCCAGAAUCAGGUUGUGGAUCACGAUAUCGGAAUAAAACUACACUUACGAAACAUCGAGUAGCUGAGCAUGGAUUAGUCCUUCAUCGCAGUCAACGCCGACUACAACCACGUCGCCCUACAACACCCAAAUUCGAACUUUCCGGCAAUUCAGAAAUCUUGGACGACUCGUCUGAAAAAAUGGACGAUCAUUCAGAAAUAUUGGACAAUUAUUUACAAACAUCUAAGGAUUAUUCAGGAAGCUUUAACGAUUAUUCAGGAAGAUUGGACGAUUGGUCAGGAAAAAUGGAGGAUCUUUCAGAAACAUUGGACAAUCAUUCACAGACAUUGGACGGUCAUUCAGAAACAAUGAACGAUUAUUUACAAACAUUGGACGAUUAUUUACAAACAUCUGAAGAUUAUUCGGGAAGUUUGAACGAGUAUUCAGGAAUUUUGGACGAUUGUUCACAAUCACCUGAGGAUUAUUCAGGAAGCUUGAACGAGCAUUCAGGAAUUUUGGACGAUUGUUCAGAAACAUUGGACGAUAAUUCGGGAACCUUGAACGAGCAUUCAGGAAUUUUGACUGAGUAUUUACAAACUUCUGACGAUUAUUCGGGAGGCUUGAAUUCUGGAAAUUUGGACGAAGACAUCACGAAAACCAUGCUCAAGAUAGACUCAAAUUUGUACUCAUCUUUCUCAGAUAAAUCUGAAUAAUGCCACUUGUUAUUUGAAGCUCUUGU